Messenger RNA from Mercenaria mercenaria, 4140 nucleotides. RefSeq names its product coiled-coil domain-containing protein 191-like. The transcript has 19 exons. The coding region runs from base 96 to 3182 and encodes 1028 amino acids. Lineage: Eukaryota; Metazoa; Mollusca; Bivalvia; Venerida; Veneridae. Gene Ontology annotation, molecular function: phosphatase binding. The record is from RefSeq and is a predicted model, not a curated record.
CAUUGUUUACAAAUGGCAGCCUACGUAAAGUUUUUUUCAGCGGCCUUCAGUUUUCUUCGUGUUUUCGAUUACAGAGCUGUUAAAAUGUGAUAACUAUGACAGACGACAUACAUAAACCAGGACUUUACCGCUGGAAGCGCCAAGAAGAUCCGCGAUCUUAUUCUCGCUCUCAGAAAGUAACAACAAAUAAUGACAUUCAAAAUUGGAUCCAGAAAGUUGAAGAUGCUUCAAACAGGGCAGCAGAGCAAGUAUUUGGUGUUAACCAAUAUGGUGGAAGGGCGAGAGGGAAAGCGAUUGCCAAGGCAACAAGAGAGUAUAUGCAAGAUGAUGAGCAGGCUUAUAAUGAAGCUCAAGAUUUGCUGUCACAUUGGAUGGAAGAAAAAGUGAACUUGAUUGGUGGCCUUGAACCUGAAAUAGACUGUCACUAUGAGGACGACGGUUGGGAGAAACAUGAGAUACAGUCUGACGUAAAGCGGGAAUGGGAUAAUCUUCUGGCUAAUAAUUAUGCAGAAUAUGGGCUGCCAUUGUCAUCAAGGCAAAAUGAUAAAUCUUCAAAAGAUAUAUACAACUUCGACGAGGAUGAUGCUGUUGCCUCUGUGAUGAAGAACAUGCUAGAUAAACAAGUUGUCAAGAAAGAAUUCAAGAAGGAUCUUGGACUGGACAAAUGGGGAAAACAUAAAGAUCCUCGCAGUAAGAUGGAGUUGAGACAUCAACAGGUUAAAGAGAAUAGGGAGAAACGUGAUGAAGAGCUGAGAAAAAAACGUGAGGAGAAACAGAAUCGUAAAGAAGUGCAGGCGAUGGCGAAGAGGUUAGUGAUAAAAGAAGAGCGGGAUAAGCAGUUACAGGUGAGGAGAGAGGAGGCGGAGAUACGGAAGGAAAUGACGGUGAUUAGGAAACAGAUGCAAGAAGAAAGACAGAAAAUGGAGGAACAAAAGUAUAAAGAGAGACAGGCUAAAGAAGAGAUACUUCUUGCUGCCAAGGUGAAGGUUGCCUGGGAUACUGAGGCAGAAGAACAACAAACUAUUGAAGACCAGAAAAGAUAUGAGGAACGGCAAAGAUUGUUGGCUCAGAGAAUCAGGGAAUUAGAAGCAAAAGAGGCAGCUAAUAAUCUGAAGACUUUGCAUAGACAUUUUUCUGCCUGGUACAAUUUGGUGCUAGAUCGUAGAUUGAAAAUGGGUAAAGCACGAGCCAUGUUUGACUGGAAACUCAUGCUGCGGGCAUGGAAUGCCUGGAGAUCAUACAUCAGGGGGAGACGUAUGGACCGAGAAACUAAACAGCAAGAGCGGGAUGUCAUUAAUACUCAAAGAAACCAGCAGAUUGCAGAGAGACAUAGCCGGCAGACAUUACUGCGGAAAUAUUUCAUUGCAUGGCAGGUGUGGGUACAGAGUGAACAGGAUAGACGUCAGCUAGAGAGUGCCCAGAACAACACUCGUAACAAGAUGAUGUCCCUCCUCGAGGCUGCAGCUACCGGGAAACUCUGGAACCAUGAGGACACUGGUUCAGUCAAGUCUACACCACGCAAUAGAGAAACAGACAGACAGUCAACAGCUGAUAAAAUUAAUGCCAUGUUUGAGAAUUCAAGGAAAUUACCUCCACAGACAAGUGAUUCCAUGUCAACAGCCCGCAGUGAUAUAACAUCACCAGGUCCCUCACACAACAAGAUUCCUCGUUCCCGAGUACCAAAUGAGCCAUGGCAGGUGACUCGGCGUCAUCUUAACCUGACGCCUGAAGAAAUGGCAGAUCUUGCUGGUGGAGAACCAACCUGUUCCCCUGAAGAGAUGAAUGCUAAAAUACUUAAGAAAUAUGGCAGACAACCAUGGCAUAAGAAGGAAGUGAGUACAUACGAGCACAGACAUGCCACUCAGAAGAAAAUUUUGGAGGAUCAGAAGAAACAAAUACUGGAACAACAGCGGCUCAUAGAGGAUCUCCAGUUCAAAAGCACUCAUGCGGAACUCCAGAAACAAUUAGUGGAGCAAAAACUCGUGCUGCAACACAUGUCUAAACAGAUGGCUGAUACAGAACACAACAUUGCAGAGACAGAACAGCAGUUUGAAAAGAAAACUACAAAUCAUUUAAAAGAUAGAGAAAAUAAAGAACAAUCAGGAAAGACUGUUUCAAAAGCUGAAAAGACUAGACCUAAAUCAGCUGUCCAGACAGACUCUCAUAAAACUCCUCAUUCGAACCAACGCCCACAGUCAGCUACACAAGCUGGUACUAGAGGUCAGAGGUCACACAAUGAUACUGGCCCAGAAACAUCACGGACAGGUGCUUCCACAAACAGAACUGCUCCAGUGUCUGCAAGGACUGAUGUUUCCAGACCGUCCUCGUACACCAGUACAGCCUCGGAGAAAUCUAAAUAUCUUCAGGUCCUCAAAAAUAUGGAUGAUAGGGCAGCAGAGAGGGCAAGAUUGAAAAAAGAAAGAGAGGAGAAAAGAAGAAAAGCUGAAGAAGAAAGAUUGCUGCAUCUUGAAGCUGAGGCUGAGGCCAGGAGACGUGAAGAGGAAGAAGAGAAGAAAGCAAGAGCAAUGGCGUAUAAAGAAAGAAAGAGAGUGGAGAAACAGAGGGAAGCGGAGCGACUGUUGCAGGAAGAGAAGUUACGACAGCAGACGGAAAUGGCUGACAAACACUUUGAGAAAUCUCUACUCAAAUAUAGAGGUCUUAUACCUAUGAAGAAACUUGUGGUCAUAGCAAAACAAGAAGAAGAAAUAGCAAAACAACAUUUUGAAAAAUCUUUACAAAGGAAAGUUUUGUUAGCAUGGCACUACCAUGUGAAGGAAGAAUGGAAGGAGAAAGAAUCUCUGGCCAAACAAAUGUCAGAUUUCCUGGCAAUCAAACAUUGCUUCCAAAACUGGAGACUGUACAAACAUCACAUGAUUAUAGAAGAACACAAGGCUAAGAUGCAUUAUGAAAUGAACAUUAAAAAUAAAAUACUCCAAGUUUGGAGGGACUAUGCAAAUGAAGAAAAAGUUGCAUCCUGGGAAAAAGAUAGAAGAGCUCGGGAACACUAUAGGAGAUUGUUAUUUAAAAGACAUUUUACUGCUUGGAGAAAGCUUCCUGAAGAGAUUGAGAAAGAGAAACUUCGAGAAAAAAGACGUGCUGAGUUACGACAGAAAGUGGCCUCAAUUUUACCAGAUUUUGAACCUUCAACAUCAGUUGAUACCAGCAAAGACUUUCAUAUAUGAUAUUUAUUUAAUCAUAUAGAAAAAAAGUACUUUAAUAUUUUGAGAUAAAAAAUUAUUUUUGCGGAGAACGAAAUGACAAAACAAGAAGAGAUGUUUGGGAGGAUAUUUUCAGAUUGUGUUCUUCAACGGCAAGAAAAAUGCCUUCAUUGCUGCCAUUUUCAAACUUCUAGAUUGGGUUUAUAUUAUUCAAUGAAGAAUUAGCAUUCCUAGCUCAAUAUGGAGAGGGCAGAUCUACGAAUUGCGGGGUCAUGAGUUUGGUCCACGGGCGAUGUGCAUUUUCUCUGUGACGAUUUGAGAUAAGGCAUUGUGUCUGAAAUCAUUCGUCCUUCACCUCUGAUUCAUGUGAGGAAGUUGGCAGUUACUUGUGGAGAACGGCUUAGUACUGGUGGUACAAAAUCCAGGAACAUUGUUUAAGUUAACUCUCUGCCAUUGCAUAAAUGAAAUCCAGUUGAAAAUAUGGUGCUAAACCUGAAACAAAAACAAAAAAUCAAACGAAGAUCCAGACACCUAGGUUGUUUCUGUUGUGCAUAUUCUGUUCAGAGCUGAGUGCAGAUAAUCUUAGUUGCCUCAAAUAACUGGCCCUUUGCUGCUGCUGGUUUAAGCUCUACCAGAGUGGACUAUUCUGAUAUUGCAUGCAUAAGGAAACAUCUUCAAGCAUAGGGAAUGCUUGUAUCUCAAAGUUUGACCCCUCUGGUAUCGUACAUGAACAUAGAAGCUUAUAUGUUACACCAAAAAUAACACUUAUCAGUGAUAAAAAUCACUGAAUUUAUGUUCAGUUCAAAUUAAUAAUGUAACUUCCUUCAAAAACAUAUCAGCCAAUUUAAAGUUAUUGUCUUUUGUAUUUAUUUAUUAGAUUAAUGUAAGGUACAUCUUAACUUACAGCCUAAUGGUUCAGUCAAUGUAUUUAGUAAUUUGCUCAAUACUUGUAGAUUUUUAUAAGAAUAAAUAUGAAAAAUGA